Messenger RNA from Nylanderia fulva, 3111 nucleotides. Its product is annotated as high affinity nerve growth factor receptor. Gene Ontology annotation, biological process: cell surface receptor protein tyrosine kinase signaling pathway; positive regulation of neuron projection development; positive regulation of phosphatidylinositol 3-kinase/protein kinase B signal transduction. Gene Ontology annotation, molecular function: transmembrane receptor protein tyrosine kinase activity; neurotrophin receptor activity; ATP binding. Gene Ontology annotation, cellular component: signaling receptor complex; axon; plasma membrane. The record is from RefSeq and is a predicted model, not a curated record. Lineage: Eukaryota; Metazoa; Arthropoda; Insecta; Hymenoptera; Formicidae.
CUGAGAUAGCGUCAGCAUGUGUUAUAGAAAACGUAUAUUGAUACGAUGCAUGCGUAAACGCGUAGUCAUUCGCGCAAUUUAAUUAUCAUCUCUAGAUAAAAUAAUCCAAUAUUUUUCAAAGAAAGCAAGAGAGUCCCUGUCUUUCUUAGACGACAGUUUGUUUUAAUAUAAAAUAAUUCUGAAAUAGCUCGUUGAUGAAAAAUAGCAAUCUUCACAACGUUUUCCAAUCUUAUCUGUGGAAAUUUAAAAACUGUUUUCUAAUUCCCAAAAUAUUAAUCUAACUCGAACUGUCAAGUGUGCCAAAGUAUUUCCAAAUACUUAUUAUGUGUUUGCUGAUACGUGGGUGGAUGUCAGGUGCGAGUCAAGCCUUAACAAGUUGAAGACGCACCCUCGCUUAAGAAAUUUGGAGGCUUACGACGGACCCCAAAACGUGUGAGUCAUUUUUUUUGACAACAGCGUAGGUCGAGCCGACAAGACGCGAUGAUGAACCAAGUUAAAAUCUCGCGUAAAUCCCUGCAUGCGUGUAUCUUACGCACACACAUACAUACGCAUAUACACAUAUCUGCUGUUUCGUGCGCGUAGCAAAGCGAGGGAGUCUCGAAGAAGCGGUCUUCAGUUUCGGUUAAGCAUUCAUCGAAGAGAGAAUACAUAUCUCACUCCGUCUCUCAUCUCCACCUACGUCAUUCCAAGUCACCCCGGGUGUUGUACGCGGUUUCGGGCUUCCGGCUUAAGGUUUUAAAGUCAUCUCGUUCCUCAGCCUCGUUGCUCAAAGGACUUCCGUUCUCCAAACAAAUAUGACCCGUCAUCAUUUCGGGGACGAUCUCGGUCAGGAUUUCGGAAAAAACUGGCGAUGGAAAUCCCGAGGAAUCUGACAGCGAUCUAAUAAAUUGCGAAUCCGAUAGAUUGGGGUAAAAUAAGGGAAGAACGAAAAUGCGAAGGUCACUCGGGGUCCUAUUAUGUGUCACGUGAUAAGUGCGUAUUAUGUGAGGAGAUACGAGUGUUUUUAUCAUGUCGACAGUCGUCGAUCUCUCGGGAUUUUCAAUAAGACUCGCCAAUUUGUGAAAAUUUGUGAAAAUAUUGUCAAAGCUCCGAUGGCGUCUCUAGGGGUGGUUGUACUAAGGAUCUCUCUCGUCGAAAUAAUACCGAUGCAAUUAGCGUGUCGGUGGUAAUUGAUACCUCUCAGCAAAAGAGAAAUAGAGAGAAAGAGAGAGAACACAAAGUGCGGCAAACGAGUGCAGAGAAUUAUUUUCUCCAACCGAGGAGAGGGUGAUCGUUGUUUACCUGCACGUUUACAAAUGCGCGCGAUGUACGCACGAAGGGUGCCGAGAAAAAGGGGCCUCUCCUCUUCUGAAACAAGAACAGUAAGUGCAUCCAAUCAACAGUCGUCAGAUGUAAUAACGUCACCGAUUUACGGCAAUUCCGAGAUCAAGGCGUGCAAGGAUCAUCCGCAUAUUUGUGGAAAAGAAGCAGCCUGUCGCAGCUUCCCGAACAACACAUCGAAAUGUGUUUGCCCUCACGAUUUGUCGUCACCCACGGAAGAUUUAAGAUGUCCAAAUCGUGCAAUCGUUCCUUCUAAUGCCGCGCGUCCAAUUCAUAAUAUUAUACCACCGAGUAAUAACAAUAGUACAACAAAUAGUACGAAUAAUGAACUUCCGGAGGCUGAACAGGUGGAAGAAUUAAGAUACAAAGUACCUGAAAUAAUAGGAGUAGCUAUAGCUUUUGUUGCCAUAAUAAUGAUUUUAUUGAGUAUCGUGUAUGGUGUGAGAAGACGAAGUUACAGUGUUAAAUCUCAGAGGAAUCCCUUAAAUGGGACUCCGAUAAAUCUGAAGAAAGGCUUAUUAUUAGCGCAUAAGUAUACACCUAAUCCUCAAUAUUUCACCUGUACUUCUCCGGGGGUCCCGAUCAUACAACGGGAGAGUCUCAUAUUUCUACAUGACAUCGGGGAAGGAUGCUUUGGAAAGGUCUACAAAGGUGAAUUGCAUAACAGAGACACAAAGGAGAUUGUCGCUAUAAAGGUCUUGAAAGACACCGCCACGCCCGAAGCCGAACAGGACUUUAUGCGAGAAGUGGACAUUAUGUCAACGUUCAGUCAUAUGAAUAUCUUGUCCCUGAAGGGAAUGGUGCUUCGGGAUGCAGCGAAUAAUCCGUGGAUGGUAUUCGAAUACAUGCCGUACGGCGAUCUCGCCGAAGUGCUAAGAGCAAAUUCUCCGCAAUUCAAAUUGUCGAAACCUGACGUGCAACCCUUAACGAAGAAUUCGCUGCAUUGCAUCUCGAUACAAAUAGCAGCCGGCAUGUCUUACUUAUCGGCGCAAAGAUUCGUGCAUCGCGAUCUGGCCUGUCGGAAUUGUCUGGUGGGUGCGGACUUAGUGGUGAAAAUCGCUGAUUUUGGCAUGUCGCGAGACAUCUACACCUGCGAUUAUUACAAGAUUGGAGGAUCACGUUUACUUCCGGUUCGUUGGAUGUCACCGGAAAGCGUAAUGUACGGAAGGUUCACCUUGGAAACAGAUAUCUGGAGCUUCGGCGUCGUCCUCUGGGAAGUAUUCUCAUUCGGCAAGCAACCUUAUUACGGUCACACUAAUGAAGAGGUUGUAAAACUCAUACUACAAGGCAUCAUGCUUCUCCCGCCGGAUGAAUGUCCGCCUGUCGUUUGCGAGAUAAUGCGCGACUGCUGGAAGAUGGAACCACGGGAACGAAUCAAGUUUCCUGACAUCCUGGACAGGCUGGAGAAGGCGCAGAGUAAAUUGAUCCAGCAAGGAUCGUUGCCCAGACCGCCGCAAGGUCCUGUGACAGUACGCACCCCGGAUGUCUUGGAUCCAGAUGGUUACUUGCUUCCGGCACCCACGAGUCCUCGCGAAUAUCUGCAGGCUCUUCCAGCUUUAUCCAAUUAAUAGCGUAUUUAUGACAAUGAAGACAAUAAUUGUCUCUGAACCGCAACUUUCCAAAUACGCGCGCGAAUGCGAAGCAAUGAAAUGCUGAAGAAAUGUGAAAUAUAACUUGAACUCCUCGAGUGAAGUAAGGAUACGUAAUACUUCGAUUGUGUGUAAAACAGAUUGUCACAGUUUGUCAUAUCAUAAGCUGAGAAGUUAUGAAUAUAAAGUACGUGGUCCAUUU